This is a messenger RNA of Leguminivora glycinivorella, 4449 nucleotides long. Its product is annotated as CD82 antigen-like. The transcript has 5 exons. NCBI's taxonomy places the organism in Eukaryota, Metazoa, Arthropoda, Insecta, Lepidoptera, Tortricidae. Gene Ontology annotation, cellular component: membrane. The coding region runs from base 576 to 1697 and encodes 373 amino acids. The record is from RefSeq and is a predicted model, not a curated record.
GGGCGACUCGCCGGCAGCGACUCGCAGUCGCUUGCCACAUUGCCUCGCGGAAAACUGCAUACAGAUAACACUCUAUUCAUUCACGCGAAUGGCAACGCACGUGCACUGAUGCACGUGACCGCGAUCGUUACGCGAAACUUAUUUCAAAAAAGCUCCUGUCAUUUCGGUUUUUCGUCACAGACAUUGGACAGUUUAAAGAUUUUUAUCAAAGUGUGCUGGCUUUAAUAACAUGUUUUGUGGCACAAAAUUCAUGUUUGACGAAUAAAUUGGGCGGUGCCACGUCUACGUCAUGCUACAGGAGUUGCCGUCCUAUUUGGACGUACUUUGAGCCAUGGCGUGGCUAGUCAGACCUCGGUGCGCUACGUUGAACGGCUGUUUCCAGGGUAUAGGAGACCUUCAACAUGCCACCUAAGCCGCGGACAGGCGUGCUAGGCGCCCUGCAGCGGGUAGCGCGCCCGGUUCUGUGACUAACGAGGAUCCUCGCCCAAGGCACGGGUGGCGGAUUAGGCGUGGGGCGCGGCGCGUGGCGGCGGCGCGGGCGCGGCGGGCGGCAGGAUGACGCGGCGUCCGCCACCAUGACGCUGCCGCCGCCCGCGCGCCCCGCGCACCCCGCGCACCCCGCCCACCCUUCCGCGCAUCGCGCCAUGCGCUAUUACCGCAUCUGGAUAUAUGCGUGCAACGGCGCGCUGCUCCUGGGUUCGUUGGCCUUCUGUGCGGCCGCUGGGCGCGCUCUCGCAGACUACCGCCGUGCUCUAGUCCCCGGCCUUAACGCCGCACAACCAGGUUUUCUGUAUGGUUAUGCGGCGUUACCUGUGCAAACGGGUCUGCUGCAGAUGCUCGGGUGUGUCGCGGCGCUUCGUCUCUCUGAGCGAUUGCUUAACGCAUAUUGGUUUGCUCUUCUAGCACUACUCGUCGGUGAUGCAGCCAUCGGUGUUUACUGGGCUUUCCGAUUUGAGCGAGUCUGUCGAGAACUGCGUCCCCAACUAAAGUUGCGGUUGCUAAGAGAUUACGAAACGGAUGCGGAAUUUACUGAAGCCUGGGAUCGCCUCCAAAGAGAACAGCGCUGUUGCGGGGUGACCGGACCGGCCGACUUCGCGCACCUAAACCGCACAUCUCUGCCCGCGAGCUGCUGCCGCAUGCCGGCGCACACGCCCGCCACCACGCCGGCCCUGUUCGCCGCCACGUCCAGCACGGCGCUCGCCACCUUCACGCCCGCCCACUGCGUCCCGCACACUGCGGCGUGCGCAGACCGCUUACAGAAUUGGACUCGCCGAACUGCAGACGCGUUGUUUGUGCUAGGUUAUUGUGUGAUCGCGUUUUUGAAGUUAUGUUUUCUCGGAAUUUUACGAUACGAAAUAAAAGAAAUGAUUCAAAAAAUUAGACUUAUUCGAAGCGAGCUCGGAGCCGGUGAACUACUAGAUGGUAGUCCGAUUCACGGCGGGCCGUUGUCACAGACGGUGAUAGUGAACGCCGUGAAUGCGAACGGUGGCGUGCGGGCGCACGGCGGGAGUCCAGAGCGCGCAGGCGAACGCGACGCGCUGCUCGGGCGCCUGUCGGACACGUGUUCGCGGCGCGGCACGCUCGACGAUCCGCUGGCGUCCAAAACUAUAAACGGGAACAACAAUUGUGAGAUGCGGGAGUUGGCACGCGAAGAGUACAGACCGUUGGCGGCAGACAGUGCGGCGACCCGGAUCUGACUAAGAUGUUACCUGGAGCGGCUGUUCGGGCGGCGCUGGCGCUCGUUUCCGGCGAGCGGGUGCGAGGCGGAGCUGCUGGCGGCGCACGCGGCGGCGGGCCCGCGCGCGCGCCGCUCCGGCGCCCGCGUGCGGCUCGACAUGCGCCGCCACACCCGCUCCGAGUUCGAGCUGUGAUCGCUACAUGCACUCGCCGACGCGCCCGAAUCCACUUCUAAUCGCUCUCUUGUUCUUUUUAUGUCGAGUGCCGAUAUUUUCAGUAACUUUUGCAAGUUUAUAGUGGUAGCUAAAAUCCAGACUAAUGAUGACACUCCGCCAGUGAAGUGUUUCGGAAGAAGGGCGUUGUGAAACUUGUGAGCGGACAGAUAAAGACAAGUGUGGAAUGACAGUAGUAUAUCUUAUAUAUAAUAUUGGUGAGUUUGAACCCACGAGCAAAGCUUGUGUUUAGUUCCUAUAUUUAUGCUUGGCAGUUAUACUUUUGUUAAUGUAAUAUAUGUACCUACUUGGAUACUUGUGUUUUAAGAUUUUAAUGAAAAAUAUAAGUAGUUAAUAAUGCGUCAACAUUCAAUAAUAAUGGUUAAUUUACCGUCUGAAUCAUAAAACCGCAGACAAAAUAAGGGCGAUCAGAAGAGCGCACAUCAGGCGUUAACACCUACGCAUAACACAACUCACAAGCGAAGAAAUAUAGUUUAACUACGUACUGAAAAAAUAUUGUGUUUAGCAAUAGGUGAACUUUUGGGUAUUUGUAUCUAUUAUGUAGAAUUUUGUCACAUUACUUUCUUGUAAUUAAGUGAAUAUCAUAUUAUUUUAAUAUAUCAUAUAAUAAACAUGUAAGACAUUUGCAUGGAUUACAUAGAUUCGGUACCUUGAUAUCUCAGCUUUACCACCAAAAUAUUAAUGUAUCGAGUCCACAAGGAGAUUUUCAACGAACAAACUAAUAACAAAAUACGAAACAAUUAGCAAAUUUUCUACUACAUAGACAAUAAUGUUUCUAGAGUCCUUAGUGGAAUGUUACAAAAUGAAUAUUAUGAUGCACGAAUAACCGUACUGCGUCCUGGGCCGCGUAGACUCUAGCAGCACGCAGCGGCCGGACCGCACGCUUGCCGUAGGACGCGCCCGCGCACGCGCACGGUCGGCGCUCGGCCAUCCACUUCACACACACACCGACAAUUCAACAUCAACCUGACUGACACGCUUCACUUUUUUUUUUAACAAUACCGAGAUUAAUUUAAAGACCGGAAUCGGGUAACGUUUUAUGUUUGGAAUAUCUAUUCACGAAAGACUUAUAAAAUGUAGUUAAUAACCUCAUUUUUAAAAAUUGCGCCGCUAAAUGUGUCCGGGCGCUCUCCAUGCGUAUUUAACGUAGCCAUGUGCGUUUGCAUGACGAACCUAUUUAGAUGUAAUGACGAGAGCUUACUUACAGCAGGUCGGGAGAGCGGGCCAGCGCGCGCGCCGCACAUCCCGGACUCUAUUUAUGUAAAUAAAUUAUCACAAUUUGUACAUGCGUAGUAUGCGAGUAAAUGUGCAUGGACAGGUUGAAAAUAGUACUGAUAUGAGCUUAAAAGAUGUAGUGCCUACGAUUAUGCUUUUAAAAUGUUGAAAGAACAUUUACCAUCUUUUUUUAUGGCAGAAGAAUUUGAACGUUUCGUACGAUGUACAUCAUAAUAAAACCUACAAACUUACACAUUUUUGAAGGGCUGAACCCCCACGUACAUAAUUAAAAUUAUAUCUACAUUUCUGAACUAUGGCUUUUGAAAAGAGUACAAUGUCUUGCGAAAGGACGUGAUUUCGAGUAGGUAUGUUAAAUAAGGCUGUGUCAGAAUUAAAUGUUAAACAAUGUGGUUUGAAAAUCUGUACCUUAUAUGAAACGUGUUGCAAUAUGCAGGAGCGAGAACCAGGUGUAGGUACCAGAGCCGGCAGACUUGCGCCUGCGCCUCGCCUCGGUGGCCUUAGCGCGCCGGACGGUACUACUUCGCGUCGAAAACGCACUUGUUUGUGUCUACCUAUGAAAUAACUUUAUAGAUAUACAUUAUAUGGUACCUAAUAAUUAUUACGAAAUUAUGUAUUAUGUUUGCUUAGAGAAUAGUAUUUUGUGAAUUUGGGCAGAAACAUAGUUUUUUAAUAUUGGUGUCAUAUGAAUGUACCAACCAAUCUUAUUAUAAAUUGUAUAUUCGGAAAGUUGAAUAAUUUGUAGCUAGGAUCCAAUCUAAAUCCUACAUCUCUUCCAAAAAAACGGUAUAAUGACAUGUGCCUUGGCUUAUAGAAUCGUAUAAUUGAUGUUAUUUUCAUUGAGAAAUCUGUUGAACAUGUGACGAUUCGUCUUUGAAGUGCCCUUCCCGCACAGCGGCGUGGCGACGGCCAGCCGCGAUGCCUACCUACCUGUCAAUUGUUUUAGACAUUUGCUCUACUGCUUUCUUGUUUCCAAUACUCCACCUGUUCCAUGACCACCACAUCAAUUAGCUUUAGCUAUAUAAAACCUGUCCUAUUAGUUAAAUAUUAGUUUUGUUUCUGAACAAUAAUCGACCUGAAAUCAAUGAAAGAACUAGUUUUACAGUGCAGAAUAACGUGUGUAAUUAAAUAUAUCUACGUGAGAAUCCAGCUACAUAUUGUGACGACAGACUGUGAAUAGUUUCCAGGCGAUGAUGCUUGUUCUUUGUUAAGUUGUACAGUAGGGUUGUUCCAACUUUCCGAAGGUACGCGCUAGGCGACUGAGAGCUAAAUACUAUCAUAAUAAAUGCAUUAAUAAACAAUUUGU